UAUCUGCAGCAAGUGCGGGGUGAGGGAGAGGCUUCCGCCAGCCGCGGUGUAUGGGUCAUCACCUCACACUACAAGAACACCCACUACUACUACACACACUGAUCUCGCCCAGUGCUGAGGACGUGCGUUGCUGCCCACUUCUCACACCGCUGUGCUGAGGGCAUGUGUUGCUGCCCGCUUCACACACCGCUGUGCUGAGGGCAUGUGUUGCUACCCACUGUACCCAGUUCACACACCGUUGUGCUGAGGGCGUGUUGCUGCUGCCCACGCCACUGUGUAGAGGGCGUGUUGUUUCCCACUUCACUGUAUUGAGCGUGUUGUGCCAGCCACACAUGCUGCUGGGUUCUAGGCGUGUGUUGCUGCCCACCAUUCACGCCUCGACCCAACAAUCACAUUGAAAAUCAGAAACAUUGGUUCCAUUUAGCACCUACUGUAAACUUAAACGAAGCAUUUGCUAUGAAAUUAUAAUAUUGUCUUAACUGUUCCUCGAGGACUGGCUAAAAAAAACAUUCUCAGAUACUUUGGUGUUUACGAACUCUCAAAAGAGCCAGGCCUCUUGGGAUAUUAAUACUCUAAUGUAAGAGAGUUUUCCAAGCACAGUUUUGGAACCUUAGAAGAGAGGUGUAAGAGCAAAAUACAUACACCAUGAUUUCGGUCUUUAAGCUCUUGUGUAUAGUGGCGUCUUUCACACUUUCAGAGUGCGUGAAGAACGAGCUGUCGUGCUACCAGUGCAACGUGAGCGAUGACAUCGCCUGCACCGACGAGUACCUCCUCCCCUGCCCCAACAAGCAGGUGUAUGACAGGUGCGAGACACGGGAAAGGAGAGCAGCUGAUGGGAGGCGAUGGGUGGAGAAGGGCUGCGCGCUCUCACCCUGCCACCUCCUGCCGGAGGAGGAGGCGUCCCUAGGGCUUCUCUGCGACUACUCCGCCCCGAUAUAUGACUGCGUCGUCUGCUGCAAGGAAAGUGGCUGCAACGGCGCCAGCGUGGCCACCCAGCCGGUGUCCUCAGUAUUAGUGAUGCUGCUGACGGCGUUCCCGCUGCUGUUCCCGGGCUCCUAGUGUCCUUACGCGAUCACCGCCAGCAUCUUUCCCUCACUUAUAAGGGCGUUUUAAUUUGUUCAGCUUCACCCUUUUACCUGAGGACCACUAUCACUCUAGUAGCCUCGACGAGGACAGGAAGUCGGCGGUGAAUCGACACGGGGGGAGGAGGGAGGUAUCACCGGGGAGGAGGUGGGGAUUGGUUCACGGGGUGUUAUAUAUUUAUAGUGUAUGUAUGUAUGUAAUAUUAACAAUUGUGUAACUAGCUUCACAAGAUUGUCAAUUGUUUAACUAAAUUAACUAUGGCGUUCAGUUCCGGAACCCAUUAUGUGCCUCUGUAACCCUUUCCAUCACCGCCCACAAGAUGGGUAUGGGGUGUAUAAUAAAUAAAUAAAUGAAUAUACCUUUGUCAUUAUAAAUUUUGUAGUUUUGUUUUUUCCUACGUCAAAUCAUAUGAUGUGUGAAAAUGGUGUGACACAAUUUUUAGGUUCAAACAUUUUGCAUCUAGAAUUUGAUAGUAAAUUAUAUUAAUUUAUUUUGCAUUAUGUGAUAACUAACGAAAUAAUGUAAAUGUAAUUGCAAUGCAUAAUUAUGAUAUGAAAUGUAUAAAUGCACUGUAUAGAGUUGCGAGUUCUUUGAAGGACUUGUAAAGAGACGGGGAUGGUGAAACAGCCUAAACUUGUUUUAUAUUUU
Procambarus clarkii (red swamp crayfish) is the source of this 1731-nucleotide messenger RNA. RefSeq lists its product as uncharacterized. NCBI's taxonomy places the organism in Eukaryota, Metazoa, Arthropoda, Malacostraca, Decapoda, Cambaridae. The record is from RefSeq and is a predicted model, not a curated record.